AUGGCUACAACGGGGACAAUUUCGUUGGCUCUAGAGGCCAACAGCUCGGAGGCGAUCCAGAUACUGUAUGAGAUUCUGGAAGAUCCAUCGUCAUCGCCAGAGGCUCUGCGGAUUAAGGAACAAGCCAUUGGUCUCCUCUGCGAUCGUCUCACUGAGGAGAAAAAAGGGGAGGACCUCCGUUUACUCUUAACCAAACUGAGGCCUUUCUUUUCGUUGAUCCCCAAGGCAAAAACUGCAAAAAUCGUCAGAGGGAUAAUUGAUGCUGUGGCGAAGAUACCGGGAACUACUGAUCUGCAGAUCACGCUCUGCAAGGAGAUGGUCGAAUGGACCCGAGCUGAGAAACGUACUUUCCUGAGGCAGCGAGUUGAAGCGAGGCUAGCCGCACUUUUGAUGGAGAACAAAGAAUAUGUUGAGGCUUUGGCGCUGCUGAGUAAUUUGGUCAAAGAGGUCAGGAGAUUAGAUGAUAAGCUCCUUCUGGUUGACAUUGACUUGCUGGAGAGCAAACUUCACUUCUCAUUGAGAAAUUUACCAAAGGCGAAAGCUGCACUCACCGCGGCUAGGACAGCUGCAAAUGCGAUAUAUGUCCCACCGGCUCAACAAGGCACCAUUGAUCUUCAGAGUGGGAUUCUUCACGCUGAAGAGAAGGACUACAAAACCGGAUACAGCUACUUCUUUGAAGCCUUUGAGUCCUUCAACGCUCUCAGUGAUCCUAGAGCGGUUUUCAGCUUGAAAUACAUGUUGCUGUGCAAGAUCAUGGUUAGCCAAGCUGAUGAUGUUGCAGGAAUAAUCUCCUCGAAGGCUGGACUUCAGUACGUUGGCCCUGACCUUGAUGCCAUGAAGGCAGUUGCUGAUGCUCACUCAAAGAGGUCCUUGAAAUUGUUUGAGAACGCACUCCGUGACUACAAAGCGCAGCUAGAGGAUGACCCAAUUGUCCACAGGCAUCUCUCUUCUCUCUAUGACACGCUUCUGGAGCAAAACCUGUGUCGUUUGAUCGAGCCCUUCUCACGAGUUGAGAUAGCACACAUUGCUGAGCUGAUUGGAUUACCGCUUGACCAUGUGGAGAAGAAGCUAUCGCAGAUGAUCCUUGACAAGAAAUUUGCAGGUACCUUGGAUCAAGGAGCUGGAUGCCUAAUCAUAUUCGAAGAUCCAAAGGCAGAUGCUAUCUACUCGGCUACGCUCGACACCAUUGCAAACAUGGGGAAGGUCGUUGACAGCCUUUACGUCCGUUCCGCCAAAAUCAUGGCCUGA
Arabis nemorensis is the source of this 1248-nucleotide messenger RNA. NCBI's taxonomy places the organism in Eukaryota, Viridiplantae, Streptophyta, Magnoliopsida, Brassicales, Brassicaceae. The record is from the annotation of a GenBank genome assembly.